Molecule: messenger RNA, 1798 nt
Organism: Diprion similis
Lineage: Eukaryota; Metazoa; Arthropoda; Insecta; Hymenoptera; Diprionidae
Exons: 6
Coding region: 327-1766 (479 amino acids)
Source: RefSeq, a predicted model, not a curated record
GACAGCUCGUUGUCCGGCAGGUACAGUUUCGCAGAACUCUUCGUGCCGAUUGCUUCGCUAACACGUUCGAUACGAGCCGUAAUAAAUUGUGGACUCUUAAUUACGGUGAUGCCAAUUUUGUUUUGAAUAUAUCUUGACUGAAAAAGUGGGAUAAGGGUAUAGUUGAACAAGACAGUGCAGCACAUGGUCAAGAUCAAGAUUAUCAAUACUCAUAGCGUGACGAUUAACGGUGAUAGUGUAAAGUGCUUGAAAACACAAAGAAAGAGUCAAUGAAAUAUUGACUCUAGGAUAUUGAUCAAUCACGGAAAGACUGUACCUACUGAAAAAUGUACUCGUGGUCAAGAAUGACGUCGACUCUUUUUUGGAUUGGGAUUAUAUCCCUGGUCGUACUUUGCGGUGAGCGAACCACUUCAGCAGUGUCAGUAAAGAAGGAGCGCGAAUCAUCCCGACAAGAACCGUCGGGGUUGAACCCCUGCAAUUUUAACUGGGAGGUAGAGACCAACAGUGUUUCAGAUCUGCUGAAAUGCAUAGAGAACCUCGCCGAGGAUUCGAAGUCGACGUCAUUAGCAUUCCCCAAGGAUCAGGAAACCCAGGCUCGUCAACGUCCUGGUUCCUAUGAAUUCAGCAACGGAGGACUUGGCAAUGCUCCUUACCGACCCAGCAGACCGAAAGAUCCUCCGCAAUAUCCGUUCGGAUCUGGGCCUUACGGUUCUGAGGGAUUUCCGGAGUCCUCUGAUCUGGGCCUAGCCGAUGCCCUGACGUCUAUAAGCCAGUACGACGACCUGAAGUGCGUGCCGCGUCUUUUGUGCGAAAUCGCCGGAGGCUCAAAGCCGGGAGGCGGCGACUACAAGGCGUCAAGUCCUGGCAGUUUUGGCAUGAACACAGUACUCGGACUCCUGACAGGCUAUAAUUUCGAGGAGGCAUCACCGCUCCUGGGCUUCGCAAAGGCGGCGCUUCUCGGUUACUCGAACAAGGGCGACCCCUCCGUCUGCUACGAGGAGUACGUCAGGUGCCCGAAAAACCCUCGAGCUCUUGUCCACUACCUGAACAACCACAACGGGGGGUUUUUCAGGUUCUUCCAAAACACUCGGAACUCAAAUGUAGCUGAGAGUUCAAACGGGAUUGGGUACGCCAGGAAGCGGCCAGCUCUUCCCCCAGGACUCUCUGGACCAGAAUCCGACCGCACUGGAACUGGCGAGCUCAAGUUCGACAACCUGGAAUCGUUGCUGCGACAGGACGAGAUGGAACGCAUCCUGCAUCCUUUCAACGAACAUUCCAAGGUUGUUUUUCCAGAGGAUGAAAAGCCCGGCACCAGGGUGUCGAAGUCGUUGCAGUCGAACCCGUCGUCGGCAUUCUUUCCGUCCACUUCGAAGGACCAAUCACUCUUCUUUCCACUCCAAAACGACGAUGAGAGCUUAGAGGAGAACAAUAUCGUGGCGUUCGAGAGUGCCGAGGACUCCCAGGGUCUGCGGAAUUACAAUUCGUAUUCGAAGUACGGAAAACGAUUACGCCUGCUAGUUCCUGAUCAAGUAAAAGACCCCCAAUCCAUCGUCGUCUUCCCUGACGAUCGCGAUGAGCGCAGGGUGAGGUUCGUUAGUCCCGAAUUUUCAAACAACCCAUCGUCGUAUGACAGACGCGCCAAAAUAUCCGAGAGGAGUUAUUCCAGUGAUGAACGGAUCUCGACUUCAGAGAGUCAAGCACCAGUAGAAGAAGCAAAGAAAAACCAAGAACUUUCCUCGGACAAUCAUCAAUCCCAUUCGAUUUGACGGAAAGACUAUUUUUCUUUGCGCAUCGACUU